AUGAUGGGAAUAACGAUCAAGUUCCUCCUGAUAGGUAGCUUACUUGCUGCUUCCUCGGCUUUGGGGAAGGAUGACGAUACUCAACACGACUCCCUCACCUCUAUCCCAGGUUUCAAGUUCAACAGAGUGGUUGGACAGCGCCCCCAUGGCAAGUCUCGCCUGCAACGCACUCACAGAUCCAAUCGUCUUGAAGCUUCUCGGCACGACAAGUCCGGGGCACGAUCCGCCGCUGCUAUUCUUGGAGCGCACCAACGCAAAAUUGGUGGAACGGGCUAUGAAAAUAUCACCGCAACUACUGCUCAGGGCACUCAGUAUGGCAUCAAGGCAUCCUUCCGAGGGUUCGAGAUGACAUUGACAUUGGACACUGGAAGCUCCGACACCUGGGCCGUUGCUGAAGGCUUUGAGUGUGUCAAUUGGAGUGGCGAAGUCAUACAUUCCUCUUAUUGUGGGUUCGGCCCGGCGUAUCCAUCUGGAUUUGAGUAUGGCGAGAUUGAGGACGAGCAUUUCUACAUUCAAUACGGCGAUGGUGAGAUAGCUGAGGGGCCAUUAGGCUUCGUGGAUGUCACAGUCGGCGACAUUACCGUCAAGAACCAGACAGUUGCCCUUCCCAAUUCGACAUAUUGGUACGGCGACAACGUAACAAGUGGCAUCAUUGGUCUGGCCUACUCUUCUUUGACGAAUGCUUACGUUGGCGACCUAGAUCAACACAGUUCGAUCUACCAGGUCCCAUACAUGCCCAUCUUCACCAGCAUGGUUCAACAAGGGCUCAUUCCAGGGACUUUCAGCAUUGCUAUCAGUAGGAACUCAUCGGGCGGUAUGAUCGGAUGGGGAGGGAUUCCCUACGAGAUUGCCGGUCUCGACUAUAUGUAUGCAACUUAUGUCGACAUCAUCGUUACUAACCUGGUUGAUAACCCUUACACCUCAUACGAUUACUCCUUCUACACCGUCAUCCCUGACGGCGUCAUAUUUGGAAGUUCCACUGACAGCAAGAAAUACCCGUACAUCGUUGACAGCGGCACGACGCUCAUUUACGUCCCUCCGACACUGGCCGAGCAGAUCAACGCUGCAUUCAGUCCGCCCGCCGUCUACAGCUGGAUGUACGGAGCGUACUUCACAGCUUGCGAUGCCAUCGCUCCAGUGUUUGCCAUUGUGCUCGGCAACACUCCCUUCUAUCUAAACCCCGUCGACAUGAUAUAUCGCGGCAUCAAGGACCCUAUUACAGGCUUGUGCAUGACUGCCAUUGCCAGCGGCGGCAUGGGACCAUAUAUUCUUGGGGAUGCUUUCAUGCAGAAUGUGAUGACAACGUUUGACAUUGACAAUGCUCAGAUUGGCUUUGUCAGCCGUCGAUUCUAUUGA
Phaeoacremonium minimum UCRPA7 is the source of this 1356-nucleotide messenger RNA. Its product is annotated as putative eukaryotic aspartyl protease protein. Lineage: Eukaryota; Fungi; Ascomycota; Sordariomycetes; Togniniales; Togniniaceae. Gene Ontology annotation, molecular function: aspartic-type endopeptidase activity. The transcript is spliced from 3 exons. The record is from RefSeq and is a predicted model, not a curated record. Gene Ontology annotation, cellular component: fungal-type vacuole. The coding region runs from base 1 to 1356 and encodes 451 amino acids. Gene Ontology annotation, biological process: proteolysis.